Molecule: messenger RNA, 561 nt
Organism: Psylliodes chrysocephalus
Lineage: Eukaryota; Metazoa; Arthropoda; Insecta; Coleoptera; Chrysomelidae
Source: the annotation of a GenBank genome assembly
AUGAACAAAUCAAAAAAUGAAAGACGAAGUAAAAAAUAUAAUUUGAUUAUUUAUAAUCUAGCAGGUAAAAAUAUUCUGGAGACUGUUAUAGAGUUAUUUAAUCAAAAACUCGUUGUUAGCUGUGUGGAGAAUGACAUUCGAGAUGCUUACAGAUUAAAUUCUGGAGAUACGCCAGAUAAACCUAAGCCAAUCAUAAUUGAAUUCACCAACAGCCGCAUAAAAAGUAAAAUCCUAUCUCACGCAAAAAAUUUAAAAGGUACCGGAAUAUACAUUUCUCUUGACUAUACAAGCGAAGAUUACCAGAAGAAGAAGCUGCUGUUUCAUCAUCAGAAGUUGGCACGUCAACAAGGUCGGACUGCCUCUAUUAGAGGCAAUUCUCUUAUAAUUGAUGGAACACCUUACGAUGUAGAAGAACUACAAGAUGAUCUUACUAGACUUCCACGCAGCGAUAGUACUUCCUCAAAUUCUAGCACCUCGAAGACAAAAACCCACGACCUUGAUAUAGAAAAAACACAAAAAAAGACUCAAAUUGUUUACAGAGGGCUAAGAUCACAAAAAUAA